UAGAAGCUGAACCUGCUAUGAAGAAGAAGGUGGAGAGCGUGGUGUGUGCUGAAAAUGGAGGAAUGCGGAGCAGAGCGGUAGCUGUAGUUUGGAGAGAGCUGCAGGACGCUGGGUGGUGAGAGCAGCACUAUUAAGAAGAGCAUUGGGUGUUGGCCAGGCGCUGUAUCCAUCUUGACAGAGAGUGAGCAGCCAUUACAGUGGAACAACAAGCUUGAAAUUCCAUUCCCUUGGUCUGAUUUUGCAGCAUUUGUUUCCUGUCAUAUUAAAUAUGAUAUCCCAAGAAGGAUUAUAACGGACACCGGCUUCCUGUGGAUUUCCAAAACAAAGUUGGAAAGGAACUGUACCUUUAAAGCAGUUGAACUGAUGAAGUCAGUAAAGUACCUCAGUGUUUGGACUGAACCUUUGUGUUUAAGCUGGCUCUGCUUUCCCGGAUAUGAUGACUGUAUACGCAUACGCCAGAGAAGCACCACAGCCAGGCCCCAGCCAACACUGCCAAGUGAUGCAGAUGCUGGCGAAGCAGGUUCUUCUUCUGCAAGCCGCCCUCCAUUAAGGCGACCAUCACAGGGCUCGGUGAGUGUGCCUAGGAGGCCAAGCAAGACACGUCGCGUUGAGCCUGAGUCUGCGGCUCCAUCAUCACCACCCCGGCGGCGCAUCUCCUCAGUGUUGCCCCAGCCACCACAGGCAAUUUUGGCAAGUCCGCAAAGAGAUGAGCCACAAUCACAUCAGCUGUCUGAACCACCCAUCAUGGCCGAGGACGCCCAGCAGGAACCUGACCAACAGCCUACCUUCACACUACACCUGCAGCCCGUUGAUCCUACCCAGCCAACCCCGCAGCAGGAUAUACCACAAGCAUCCGUUAGUCCCCAAUUAAUUCCAACUCCACCGCAGCAAGAAAUGUCCCCUGACUUUUGGAACAGUUGGGCCACAAAACAAGUACAAAAUUCUGCCUACCUGAACACACACACACAACACCUUGUUAGUCUGCCCCAUCAUCUUCCUCGCAUUAGUCGGAACUCGGGCAGACUGAUUGUUCAGGUUGGCAGAAUAGCAACUUCAAUGGAGCAGAUCUGGGCGGACAACACUCAAAUGCUUGCAAAUUUGACAAGAAUAAUCGAUGAGCAACAGCGGCAGCAACAAACCCUAAUACAAGUAAUACAGCAUAACCAAGUGGUGAACGAAAGUUUGUCGCAAAUUAUUGCCAGCCACACUGCCACAAAUAUCCAACUUAAUGCGAGCAUACAUAACCUCAGCCAAAGUAUUACUGUGAUGGCAGCCCAACAAGUCAGCUCAAGCUCCGGAACGACUACCCCAAGCCAGACCCCAGUUACCUCCCCUGUUCGACGCUCAAGCAGAACACGGGCCAACGACCCUGGUCAAACCUCUGCACCCAGCACACACAAAAAAAAAUAAGGAAGGCUGCAUGAAAUGUUU
This is a messenger RNA of Pseudophryne corroboree (corroboree frog), 1431 nucleotides long. Its product is annotated as transcription factor SPT20 homolog. Bases 364 to 1410 code for a protein of 348 amino acids. The record is from RefSeq and is a predicted model, not a curated record. Lineage: Eukaryota; Metazoa; Chordata; Amphibia; Anura; Myobatrachidae. The transcript has 7 exons.